AUGAAGUUGGUAAUCCAGCGGGUCACAAGAGCCAGCGUUCAAGUGGACCAGAAGUUGGCGUCCAAGAUUGGCAGGGGCCUGCUGGUGCUGCUGGGAAUCGAGCAGGGUGCGUCUCGGAUCGAGUGCGCGCGGUGGUUGUUCGACGGUUUCUAG
Molecule: messenger RNA, 153 nt
Organism: Effrenium voratum
Lineage: Eukaryota; Dinophyceae; Suessiales; Symbiodiniaceae
Source: the annotation of a GenBank genome assembly